Molecule: messenger RNA, 2062 nt
Organism: Mytilus californianus (California mussel)
Lineage: Eukaryota; Metazoa; Mollusca; Bivalvia; Mytilida; Mytilidae
Exons: 4
Coding region: 622-1743 (373 amino acids)
Source: RefSeq, a predicted model, not a curated record
CAAAGCGCAACAGAUGUCGACAUUUUGAAACGUCUUAAUCACCUAGAAGUUUACACAAAUGUUAAAUUUGACAAUUAAAUUAAAACACGUGGACAACGAUGCAUCAUCAUCAACUAAAUGUGUAGAAAAAUACUAAUGUGUGAUGACAGUGAAUAAAAGAACGAUUCAAUAUUAAUCAAACUGAUUUAGAACCGUACAACAAAUCGGUCAAUAUGUUUACAUAACUAGCCGUGAAGGAGAAAAAACGAUAAACUAUAAGAUAUAUAUUGUAUGUAAAUCUAAAGUAAAUAAUUCAGUGAUACCCCCUUCUGUUAUUAAAGCUUACGUUGCGAGGUAAAUUAUGGAAGGUUUCCAGGACAGACAAGGUGCGGUAAGAGGACUUCUUAUUCGAGGCAUGAUUUAUGAACCUCUGGAAUUUAAAGAAGUAGUUUAAUCUUGUUCGAAAAAUAUUCCGAAUUAUUCUUUGAUAGUUGUUUUUAAAAAGUACGGUGUGUUCAGGAAUAAGUCGUAAAGAACAAACCUAAAACUGUUUUCAGAAGAAAGAAGAACUUGUACCUUUAUAUAUGGAUAUCAAUUAAACAAGCCUCCGUAUGUUUCAAUAGUGAAGAAAUCCAUUUCUGAAUGAAAAUAAAUCGUAGGACAGUCGAUCAACACACAUACCACUUUGUAUAUAAAUAUUUUCGUAUGGGAUUUGGAGCCAGCAAACAGGUUGUAAUCAGUGCUGCAGCUAACGAAAAUGUCGCUAGAUUGAGCGCUAUAUUAUUUAGUAAGGACGACGCUGAAUCAGUGUUGAGAUUUGAACCAAUGGGAACGUACCUUUUAUAUCGUGAUUAUGAAUCUGAUAGGAUGUAUCUGUCAUUAAGAUCAGAGAACUACGUUGAGCAUCAUAGGAUUAACUACGAGGAUAAUUUGUAUUAUAUGGAUAAUCAGCCGUAUCCUUACUUAGAUUCAAUUGUCCGAUAUCACCAAAGACACAAACUUAAUGGUACAAGACUCAAACAUCAGGCACAUCUCAGUGCAAGAACUGUUAAGUUAUUUACUACAAAAAUCACAGCUCAGAAUGGCUAUGUUCAGCUCGAUCGAAAAUCAAAAUCCGAAUCCGAUAUUACAGACAAUAAUAAUGUAAUUGGAAUUGAACAUAAAAAUGACGUUUUAGUUGGUAAAAGUCGAAUAUCAAAAUCAAGUGGACGUCUCUGGAUUUCCGGUAUUCAUAAAUCAUUAAAGCGCAUGUCUGCACCAGAAAGAGAUGGUAUAUUUUCUGGAAACGGUAUUUAUCAUAGGGAUCCACGACCAAAUACAUUUACGGAGAAUGGCUACAUUCCUCAUAUGGAUGAAGGGGACAACUUAGAUAAUAUAAUAGAGGAUUUACAAGAUUUUCAUCAUUCACUUAAUUCAUCACCAAGGACAGACAAUUCAUCACCAAGGACAGACAAUUCAUCACCAAGGACAGACAACUCGUAUUCGGAUAUAAAAUCUGAAAGAAAGGCAACUUCUGCUGAAUGGAAACAAUCUAAAGAAAUAGCAGCACCAAGUUACGAAAGGCGAUUCGAUGUUACAACAGCUUUUGGUUUUGGAAGGACGUCUUUUACGACAAGUAUAAAAUCUCCAGAUACUCCAACUCAAAAAAGACAAUUCGGUGCAACAGAUUUUAAAUCGCCAGUUGAUGAAGUUAAACCUACAGAACAUGUAAAACAUACGGAGAACAAUGACAAUUCCAAUAUUUUGUAUUGUAGUCAUUUAUAGUCUUCACACAGGACAAUUUCCGGUUCAUCGAGGCUUCACGGCUGGACAAUAUCCCAGUCUCACAGGCUCAACACGAACACGGGAUAAGACUACAUCCAAGUCUUUCAAUGUUUAAUCAAUAUGCAUUAGAGUAUUUUUGAUUCUUGAUUGUUCAUGUUUUAUAACAUUUAUUUCUUCAUAUGUAUAUUUGAUGAUACAAAAAACAAGUUGUUAUGAUUGAUAUCAGUAUGUAUUCCUUGUAAUUUCGAGUUCAUUUCGCAUUUGCAUAAACAUAAGGAUACUUGCUUACAAUUAUAAAGAUUUCCAUAUACGUCUUCUC